GUUGAGGAUCAAAGAUUGAUUUGUGAGAACUGUUAUCUAGUGAGUGAGUUUUCGAAAGCCCAAGUCCCAAUCAUGAAGUGUGCUGUUGCAUUUGCUGCUAUUUUGGCCGUUGCCUUGGCUGCACCUCCACAUGAAGAUCGCGAUGCCCAUAUCACUAAAUUCGAGAAUGACAACCUAGGCAUUGGGGGCUAUCGGUACCAAUACGACACCAGCAACCGAAUUCAGCAUCAGGAAGAAGCCCAGCUGAAGAAUUUUGGUGAUGAUGUUGCCGCUCUGGUUGUUCGAGGAUCGUAUUCCUACACCGGAGACGAUGGACAGGUUUACACCGUGAACUACAUUGCUGACGAGAAUGGAUUUCAACCGGAAGCUCCCCAUAUUCCUCGUGCCUAGAAAAGA
Messenger RNA from Uranotaenia lowii, 396 nucleotides. RefSeq names its product flexible cuticle protein 12-like. The coding region runs from base 73 to 390 and encodes 105 amino acids. The transcript is spliced from 2 exons. Gene Ontology annotation, molecular function: structural constituent of chitin-based larval cuticle. Gene Ontology annotation, cellular component: chitin-based extracellular matrix. NCBI's taxonomy places the organism in Eukaryota, Metazoa, Arthropoda, Insecta, Diptera, Culicidae. The record is from RefSeq and is a predicted model, not a curated record.